CAGCACUGGAGUGAAGCUGGGACUCUCAGCCCUCGCAGUACAGUAGUAUUUUUCCCCAGCUAAGAGGAUCGGAAAGAUUCCUCCCGUGGGCUUGCAUCAUGGAGGCAAGCAGUCAAUCCAGCAGUCAACAGAUUCUGUGGAAAGAUGUUGAGGCGGGAAAAGAGAAGAAGGCCAAGUAUCACACCUACCAGCGAGUGGCUCUGGUUCUGGCUCUGCUCUUCCUGGUUCUGGCUCUGUGUGUUUUCAGCCUGAGGUAUCUGUGGAGCCCCAGUCUCGGGAAGGUUUAUGACCACCAGUACAAAGCGGUGUUGGAUGGCGUGGAGAGAGACGGUCUACUGGAGAUUGACCCAGGUCAGCGAAUUGAGAUCUUCAGAAUGGGAAACGGCAGCGAGGAGGUACUUGAGGUGCACGACUUCAAAAAUGGAAUCACUGGGAUCCGGUUUGCCGAACAUCAGAGGUGCUACAUCAGGACCCAAACUAGGAAACUACCCACGGUGGCAGAGGUGGAGGCUGAGGACACAGAGGUGGAUGAGAUCGAGGCCGUGGAAAUGAAGGUGGAAGACUCCCAAGUGUGGGUUCCUGCCGAGGAGCCCAUUGUUAACCCGGCCUUCCUCUUCGACUCCAAGAUCUGGGAGAUUUGCCAGGAGCUGCCCAUCCACUGGAUCCAUCCCUCCCCUCUAAGCGAUGCCGAGGUGGGGAAUGAGGACGCGCCCGACGCAGAGGUCGCAGGUCAGCGUUUCGCCCGCGACGUCCUGGACCACCCGGCCGUAAACGACUAUAGAGACGUCGGGAUCGAGCUGGACAACCGUCUGGAUGACAACGGCUACUGCUGCCAGCACUGUCGCCGUGGUUACCGCUACUGCCGCCGCUACCACGAGCCCCUGGGUGGCUUCAACCCGUGGCCGUACUACUACCAAGGAGGCCGGGUCAUCUGUCAGAUUGUCAUGCCGUGCAACUGGUGGAUCGCCCGCAUGCUGGGGAGGAUCUGAGGAGGGUUUUUAUGUCGUCGGAAGGUGCAGAUUCCUCCUCUUGAUAAAUAUUCCAGAACACUUGUGAGACCAAAGCAGUCCAUUGCACACAAUUAUUAUCCAAUCUGAAAGUUGGCCCACUGAGUAUUAGUCAGUUUAGACAGUCUAAAUGGCAUCUGAAGCGUUCUUAAAAGGCAUUGCUCGUUUACAGCUGUCUCAUUUUCUUUGCUUAUCUACCUAUUUAGUAUCCUCGCUGUUGGAUUCUGUUGAAAAGGUGCAAUUAAUUUGGAAGAUGUCACCAGAAAUCAAUCUAAAAAAAAGGAAAUGUCUGUCCUGACUUUGUCAGGCAUUCAUGUUUUACUUUAUAGUUUAAAAAGAUUUGUUCUACGAAUACUGUAAUGCAUGAAAAUGUGCAUACAGUAGACCCAUAUAUGCAAGUGGUGCUAUCACAUUAUCCAUUUAAUUAAAUAUAUAUGUUUCUACUCA
Sebastes umbrosus (honeycomb rockfish) is the source of this 1454-nucleotide messenger RNA. It is a transcript of the gene tnmd, whose product is annotated as tenomodulin. Gene Ontology annotation, biological process: negative regulation of endothelial cell proliferation; negative regulation of angiogenesis. The transcript has 7 exons. The record is from RefSeq and is a predicted model, not a curated record. Lineage: Eukaryota; Metazoa; Chordata; Actinopteri; Perciformes; Sebastidae. The coding region runs from base 99 to 989 and encodes 296 amino acids.